GGUAUUAGCAAGGAACUACAAGGAACUGAUGUUCGUUGCGGGUCGCUGGCGGAGGGGCUAGUUCGCACACAGCCUUAUCUGCCUACUGUGAGUCCUCUAGCAGGGCUAUGAAUACUUGGCAGCGAGAAACAACGACGGCAGUAUAUUUCCCUCUCCGCGUCUCUACCACUAUUCUUCAUUCUUUCGUCCUCAUUCUCGUUCUUUUAAUUUACCUGCAUACAAGACCUUGGCAUACGUGCGUGGGCUUGGUGUGCAACAUCUCGACGAACACGACACUCGUUUACCAGCUCAUCCUCUACCCCGCUCAGAAACCGAACCCCAAAAUACAGUCCGACUCCAUAAUCCACGAUGGGCGACGCGGAAGAACCACAAUUCCAGACGCUGGCACAGCGAAUUGCUGCCUUGAAGCAGUCACAAGCAGCAGACCAAAGCGGUCUAUCACAGAAUGGCCCAGCACCGAGUCAGAACAACACCGUGGCGCUUGUUGGAAAGCGACCUCCUCCUCCACCAGUCCCGAAACCCUCCCGCCCUCUGAACGACUUUCGAAGCAAUGCAGUUCCAGCUAUUCCGACAGCUAAUAGAAAUAUCGGAAACGAGCCUGCUGCACCAAAAGACGUGUUACCACCGCCAGUGCUUGAUCGCGAGUUGAAGGAGCGGAACCCUCGACUGUCCGAACGAAACCUCAAGAAACCCCCACCACUUCCAUCGCGGAAGAGCUCACAACAAUCGCUGAACUUGCCAGCUCUGCCAGCAAGACGACCUUCGGAACAAUUAGUUGUGCGAAAGGCCUCGAACGAAUCGUUUAGGUCGAACUAUUCUACACAAUCUGGCUUCUCGUACGGUGGCAGCAAAUCGAGUGCAUCGUCUAUUGAUACGAACGCUGUACGGAAACUGCCGCCGCGAUUGGAUGAGGCCCCUUUGCCUGUUUUGCCUCCGUCGCGGAGAGAGCAGGCGGAAGAGAAGGCACGGCUAGCUGCUCGGGGACAAUUGACUUCCACCCAGUCGUCCCCAGCCAUUCCCCGGAUUACGCGUCAAGGCGAGAACGAAUCCUCUCGCCCUGCGUUACCAUCACGGCCUAGUCAGGCACCGGCAUUGCCAUCGCGAUCACGGUCUAAUGUACGGGGAUUCCGUGAUGAAGACGAUGCACCUCCACCUAUGCCAAGGCGACCUGCCACAAGCGCAGGAAGAGAUGGAGCACCACCGCCUAUGCCAAGUCGGCCAUCCGGAAAUACAGACUCGGCACCACCACCUAUCCCGUCAUCUUCGAAGCCAUCGAUGAGACAGAUAGAUGCUAUCAAAGCUAGGCAAGCUACCACUUCUUCGGACGAAGUUUGUCUGAUUUGCCGUGACUUCUCUGGUCCGGAUGAAGUGGCGGCGAAGUACCCUCGCCAGUCUCUACCUAGAGGGAAUAGCAUAGACUAUCUAGCUGAUGGCCUAUGUGGACCAUUUACAUCUCACACCGACAAAGCCCGGGCAAUCUUCAUGUGGUGUCAUCUCAACAUAGACUACGACGUCGACGCCUUCUUAGGGAACCGCGUCAAGUCCCAGACCCCCGAUGAAACCAUUCGGAAAGGUAUGGGUGUCUGCGAAGGUUACGCCGGUGUCUUUGCCGCCAUCGCUGUCCGAGCUGGCCUGGAGUGUCUUGUCGUUGGAGGCCAUGGUAAAGGAUACGGUUAUGUGGCUACUGGGCCAGGACAACGGAUACCACCUGCGAAUCCCACGGGUCAUGCAUGGAACGCGGUGCGGAUCGAUGACGGAGAAUGGAAGCUUUGCGAUCCAUGCUGGGGCUCUGGUGCUCUGGGUGGAGAUAACAAGUACCACCGUGCAUUCACAGCUACGCAAUUUACAGGCACUAAUGAGGACUUUGGCCUUAAGCAUUUCCCGACUAAUAAGGCACACUUUUUCCGUGCAGACAGAAGAGUGCCGACUUGGGAAGAGUAUAUUCUUGGGCCUCACCGAGGCGUAGAGACUCUGAAGAUAUAUAACACGGAAAACCAUGGCAUUGACAAGGCGACUAUUCUGCCGCCGUUGAAAAAUAUCGAGCUCAAUGAUGGAGAUUCAACACGAUUCCAGUUUGCAAGACUGUGCCAACAUUGGGACUUUGAGAGGCACGGAGGAGCGAAGCCAUACCUACUAGCCAUUAAAAUCGGCGGCACGCAUGCAUAUGCAGAGGAUUUAGUGCCGCUGGAGAGGGACGACAUGUAUUGGUGGGUGGAUAUACCACACAGGCAGUUGGGCAGCCCGGGAGAGACAGUUAAGCUCUACGCGAUUGACACGAUGAACGGGCAAGACGCACGUGGCAUGACAAAGAGAGAGUUCAUGGAGCGGAGGAAGACGAGCGGCAUGAGCUUUGCGGGCGUGGCAGAGUGGGAACUCGUGUAACGCAAGUUGUGUCCGGCAUGUUCACAUGGCAUUGGAGCAGUUUGGUGGAACGCUGACACAGCGAUAUGCAUAGAGCAUAGGACAAAGAGGCUGAGGGAUGGAGCCUGAGAGAUGGGGGCCGUGGGUGGUAUUCAGAUAUGCUGAUACCCGAGACACGGCGCUCAGCUCUCCCCAUGAUUACGAUAAUAUAAACGAAUCCAUGAAUGCAAACGAGGACGGAUUGAGGGCGCUUGCUAUAGUAUUGUCGGCGUUGUGUAACGUUUAGUUGGGUUCCUAUGUUGAUAUAGGAGACAAUCCCAUCCACGUUUGUUAAAUCUAUCACUUCUGUUUACGAAAGAUCUACACUACAGUAAGGUCGUAACUACAGUUGAAUAUAAUAUUUUAAAUCGCAAUACUGAGCAAUG
Molecule: messenger RNA, 2786 nt
Organism: Pseudogymnoascus verrucosus
Lineage: Eukaryota; Fungi; Ascomycota; Leotiomycetes; Thelebolales; Thelebolaceae
Exons: 1
Coding region: 349-2382 (677 amino acids)
Source: RefSeq, a predicted model, not a curated record